UAUAAGAGAAUGUGAAUAUUAUAUUCUUAAAACAAUGUUCACGAAAUAUAUGAUUAUUAGUUCUUGGUUUGGCCGUUGGUACCUGGUGGCGCUGAGAUCUUGGAUCGCACAAUGGCUGCCCAUUAGCAGUCCAUAGGUAUAUAGUCAAAGAUUGAAUCAAAAUAGAGCACGGUGAGGGGGAGGAGGGUCAGAUCAUUGUCAGAAGGACGUUUGGAUCUUGAGAGGCUCGCACGUUGCAAUCGCCAGACUGUUAUUCCCACAAGUCGUCACAAAAUGUUUCGCAUAAUCGCGAGACGAGUACCAUUGCAGGGAAUAACGACUAUUUCUUCUCGGACAUUUAGUGCACAAACUUCAAGCGGAAGCACUGCUCAAUCUACUGCGAACGUCGAUGUGCCAGGUCUCAGUGAGCACGUCGUCAAAGUACCGAAUGCAUCUGUAGGACCUGACGCUUCCAAAGACAAGGAGUACAAGAAUCCUGAAUACUUCUGCUAUCACGUCGACUCGUUCGGGGAAGCCGAAGUGGAAUUGGCAAAAUACAGACUGCCAGUGCCAUCUAAUAAGAAACCGUAUCCAUAGGUAGAUGAAUGAAGAAAUAAAUUGAUGUAAUAAUAUAAUGAAGGAAUGGCUGAACGUCGAAAGAGACAGCAGGACCGAAAAAGAAGAGACAAUAUAGUUAGUACUGUACCAGAGGAAAUGAGAGAAUAACAAGAAGCAAUGGUGUUCAAAGUUA
This is a messenger RNA of Ooceraea biroi (clonal raider ant), 730 nucleotides long. It is a transcript of the gene NdufV3, whose product is annotated as NADH:ubiquinone oxidoreductase subunit V3. Lineage: Eukaryota; Metazoa; Arthropoda; Insecta; Hymenoptera; Formicidae. Gene Ontology annotation, cellular component: respiratory chain complex I; mitochondrion. The record is from RefSeq and is a predicted model, not a curated record.